UCUGAUCAGAGACAUGAUGGCAGGCUUUUAUUUCUACUUCUCCAGCUGUUUGCUGCUGCUGCUCGCCCUCAACUGGCGCACAUCCACUGGACUCCCGGUGCGCACUGAGAGAGGCGCAGAGAAGUGCGCAGAGUGCGCGCUGCUCUUUAAGGACCUGCUGCUGAACAUCACAGAGCUCAGGAACAGAACUGAUCUCUUGUGUUUUGGGAUCCUGACUGCUGAGAUGGAGAUGAGUCAGGCUGACACGGUGCUGGCCUGCGCUCCCAAUCUGGCUCAGAACUCAGGCUGCAUGAUGGAAACUAAUUCAUCUUUCAGUGAGAGUGAGUGUAUGAGGAACAUCAUGAAGGACCUGGCCUACUACGCUGCUGUUAUUGAGUCCUACCUCAGCUCCACUCUCAGGAGUCGUGGGGAAGAAGUUCCACAUCUGAGUCCAACUCUGGGAGUAAUCCAGAGCCUGAGGAAGAACUGCUCCCUGAUGCCAGACGGAGAGGACGAGCCUUCAGAGGUGGACACGGCCCAGAUGUGGAGCAACGACAGCUUCAGCAACAGGCAGAAGAUGUGUAAGAUCAUGAAGGGCUUCCACGUCCGAACCAUCACCAUCAACAGAGCGAUCGGCUACAUCGCCUCCGGAGAGCACCGAGAGUAA
Centropristis striata (black sea bass) is the source of this 646-nucleotide messenger RNA. It is a transcript of the gene il12a, whose product is annotated as interleukin 12a. Gene Ontology annotation, molecular function: interleukin-12 receptor binding; growth factor activity. The coding region runs from base 14 to 646 and encodes 210 amino acids. Gene Ontology annotation, cellular component: extracellular region. Gene Ontology annotation, biological process: immune response. Lineage: Eukaryota; Metazoa; Chordata; Actinopteri; Perciformes; Serranidae. The transcript is spliced from 7 exons. The record is from RefSeq and is a predicted model, not a curated record.